Chanos chanos (milkfish) is the source of this 1581-nucleotide messenger RNA. RefSeq names its product serine/threonine-protein kinase Nek4-like. NCBI's taxonomy places the organism in Eukaryota, Metazoa, Chordata, Actinopteri, Gonorynchiformes, Chanidae. Gene Ontology annotation, molecular function: lipid binding; ATP binding; protein kinase activity. The coding region runs from base 1 to 1581 and encodes 526 amino acids. Gene Ontology annotation, biological process: protein phosphorylation; lipid transport; lipoprotein metabolic process. The record is from RefSeq and is a predicted model, not a curated record. The transcript has 7 exons. Gene Ontology annotation, cellular component: extracellular region.
AUGAAUCAAUCGGGACAGCCUUAUGAGAGAUUAGGUAAUCCUUCUGAGCCUGAUAGAGAUGAGGAGCCUGCCAUUACUCCAUACACUGAAACCUUAGCGAACAUUUUGGAAAAACAUGGAUACAGCUAUGUUAGAACACUUGGAUCUGGACGAACAGGAAGAACACACUUAGUUCGAUGUGAAGAAAAUGACCAAUGGGUAAUCAAGGAAAUUGAGAGAAGUGAUGAUGAGCAUAUAAGAGCAAUUCAGGCAGAGGAGGACGCUUUGAGGGCAGUGGGGCAUCCGUACAUUGUUCUUCUCAAGGAGUCAUUUGAGGAAAAUGAUAAAACAUACAUUGUAACUGAGUACUGUGAAGGAGGAGAUCUAGCAAAGAAGAUUAAAGAACAAAAUGGUCACCCCUUUCCAGAGGACAAGAUUCUUUACUGGUUUGUGCAGAUCUGCUUGGCCCUUAAGUACAUCCAUGAGAGAAACAUUCUUCACAGAGACAUCAAGCCUCAUAACAUCUUUUUGACUGGAGAAGGGUACAUCUGUCUAGGAGACUUCGGAAAUUCAAGAUCCAGUGCCACAAAACGUCUUAUCAAAUUUGCUGCAAGCUUAGAGGGCUUCCCCCCAUCUGUCUCUGAUCAUUACUCUAGUGAUCUGGAAUCACUUAUCAGAGAGCUACUGAGUGUGAAUCCUGAAGACAGACCUUCAGUGGAUGAAAUACUGGCAAAACCGUUCCUGUCAAAUAUAGUUUGGAAAAACCAAAGGGUUCCUGAGGAAGUAGAAAGCAAGCUCCGUGAAAGUGCUGAGAGUUUAAUCCCACUCUAUAAUAAACAUUUUAAGAAACUUGAGUCACUCGUGAGAAAGUGGAAGGAGCUAACUAACAAUCUGGAAGCCUUUCAUCGGGGUGCUACUAUUGGCAGUCUUUCAGGAGGAGUAAGUGGUGCAGUAGGAAGUAUCAUGACUAUUGUGGGUGCUGCCUUAGCCCCCGUCACGCUUGGUGCCUCUCUGAUUGUGACAGGAGUGGGCAUUGGACUGGUGGCAGUUGGUGGAGUGACUGGUGCUGCCUCAAGUAUUACAAAUAUGGCCAAACAGAAGACACUGCGGUCUGAUAUAGAGAAAAUACAGAAUGAAAUUAAAGAAAAGAGUGAGCCCAUUGUCAAAUGUCUGGGAGAGUUAAAGAAGUACCUCAAAAAAGUUCGGAGGUUUGGAACUUUUGCACAGACACAAGCUCAAGAAACUCCCAUAUUUGACAAUGUUCUUGUUGGAGCCAGAGCAGGGAGAAAUGCAGUUUGGGUGGGACAUAUGGCUGAACUAGCAAGCAUUGCCAGUGUUGCUGGCCAGGCUGUGAGGGCAGUUCGUGUAGCAACAUUAGUCACAGGAGCAAUCUUUCUCCUGCUCGAUGUCAUUUUCAUUGUUAAAGAUGCCAGGGAAAUCCAUGAAAUGAAUAACAAGAAAGAUGCCAAAGAUGAUGAGAUAAAAUCAAACAUACUGAAGACCAUUAAUAAGAUGAGGAAGGCACAAGAAGAGUAUGACACCUUCUUAAAACGGUUCAAAGAGGCAAAGGAGGACCUGGAAAAAUAUCUACUGUGUAAAUAA